Actinia tenebrosa (Australian red waratah sea anemone) is the source of this 1491-nucleotide messenger RNA. RefSeq names its product histamine H2 receptor. Gene Ontology annotation, cellular component: plasma membrane. Lineage: Eukaryota; Metazoa; Cnidaria; Anthozoa; Actiniaria; Actiniidae. The record is from RefSeq and is a predicted model, not a curated record. Gene Ontology annotation, biological process: adenylate cyclase-activating adrenergic receptor signaling pathway; positive regulation of MAPK cascade. Gene Ontology annotation, molecular function: G protein-coupled receptor activity.
CACUUAUCGAGUCGCCACAAAUGGAAAACUGAACUAAAAAUCAUUUAUUAACUCAACACACAAGGUGCUUGACGACGAGCUGAGGGAAUUCUAGCCGGCUGAGAGAAGCGAAAGAAAGUCCAAAUUCCGUCUACAAAAAUCAGUAACUUUCAAACAAUUAAUUUGAAAUCGUCAACUUAUGGAGGUCAAUAGCACCAAGCCCAGUAAAGAAGUAUAUGUUUGCCAGGAACGAUUAUCCUUUGUAUUCCUCGUCAUUGGCACAGUGGUCAUCUCUCUAAUGAUGUUCAUCGGUGCUGCAGGAAACUAUCUUGUGUGCUUUUCUAUGUUCAAGUUCUCGUAUUUAAAACGUACGUUGUCCAAUUACCUCAUCUUCAGCUUGGCCGUAUCAGACUUGAUGGUGUGCGUGUCUGUUCUACCGCUUGAUAUCAUUUACUGGCUCAAUUUCCCUCAUUGGACACUAGGCGGCUACGCCUGCAACGCAUGGAACUCUUUGUUCUAUACAUUUCUGACAGCGUCUGUCAUGAAUCUACUGAUAAUAAGUGGAGAUCGUUUUAUAGCUAUAGUGUAUCCUCUUUACUAUCAUACUUGGGUUACAUUCAAAGUAGUUAAUAUCGCUAUCAUGAGCGUCUGGUUCUACGCUGUAGCGACUGGAGUUGCGUUAUUUUUAUUACUGGUUCCUCCAGAUGGAGAACACUACUCCUUCAACUUGGGCCAAUCGGAAUGGUUUAAACAAUUUCUACUGAUCGUUAAUGUGUUGGCACCGUUCGUAAUCAUGACUGGAUUGUAUUUAAAGAUAUAUGCGAUUGCACGACAUCACGCGCAACGUAUCAACUCUUCUCUAUCUAUUAAUAGUGAUGAUUCUAGCAAAACUUUCCGGGACACCAUCAUUCGUGAAGUGCGCCUUGCAAAAGCUCUUGGAAUCAUCAUUCUCUGUUUUGUACUGUGUUGGCUUCCCUACCAAAUCGUCAGUUUUCUAACCUUAGAUGAAAUUAUCAUAGAGGACUGUAAUGUUGAGAUUGCCGAUACAGUCACGUGUUGGUUUGCGUACUUGAAUUCAGCGGUCAACCCGGUACUCUAUGCUUACACUCACAGGGAUUUCAAACGAGCUUUGCGCUCGCUUCUUUGUCGAAGGAUGACGGAUAACGAUGAUGAUCUUCGCACACGCUCACGAUCGAGAUCGCGCACGUCCACGUUGGAUCAGAGGCGUUGCACCCCGCCACAACAGGACACACAUAAUAAUAGCACAAAACUAUGAACUCUGAAGACGUCUUGGGUUUUGAGAAAAGUCAGGUCAGAUUUCAUAGUAUCAGUAGCAAAUGUGAAUGGAUUAUAUGGCUCCUCGUCCAUAUGAGGGCAAGAAUUUUACUUGCCUCUCCAUUCCCGUUAGGCAGGGAACCAUAGGAAAAUCGGUCUCUGCACGCCGUGACAAGUACCUUAGGCCUAGGGCAAACGUCGAACUUUCCAUGCACCGAACUUAAAUACAUCAAAGAA